AUGCCUUGUGCAUCUAAUUGCAUAAAACAGGUAGCCAAACUUUUGGCAGGUGAUGAGUUGAUAAGAUGCCAGCUAGAUCCUAACCACACAGUCACCAAAGAACAGGGCCCUCCUACUCAAGAGUUCUUUAGCCCCUACACACCUGACAUCCUGGCCAGCUGUCCCAUACCUUCUCACUCUGACUGGUCCUCAAGGUCACAAGAGUUGAUGUCACAAUUGGUGUCUGAGCUCUGCCUACCAGAUAGCCAUGGCCAGCCACUUCAGGUCAAACUAGACCACGAAGCUCCCCAGCCAGGAGCUACCAUGCUGGACCAUCCACCAUCUGGUCUUGCAUGA
Messenger RNA from Rangifer tarandus platyrhynchus (Svalbard reindeer), 336 nucleotides. Lineage: Eukaryota; Metazoa; Chordata; Mammalia; Artiodactyla; Cervidae. The record is from the annotation of a GenBank genome assembly.